Molecule: messenger RNA, 963 nt
Organism: Aspergillus ochraceoroseus IBT 24754
Lineage: Eukaryota; Fungi; Ascomycota; Eurotiomycetes; Eurotiales; Aspergillaceae
Exons: 2
Coding region: 1-963 (320 amino acids)
Source: RefSeq, a predicted model, not a curated record
AUGGAUUCACCAAUUCCUCCAAACGACAUAGGCCACCAACUCGCACUAUCGCCCACUCACUUUACAACAGAAAACCAAGCUAGCAGUCCAGAGAAGGCUCUUCCAAGCCCCGACUCUUCCUGCCACCUUUCUUGGGAAGACAGCCAGGACAGGAAUAGAGAUCAGACUACCACCACCAAAUGGCUACCAGAGCGCCUAACCCGACUGAUCCAGCUCGCAUCGCAAACCCCAGACAUUGCAGAAUCCGACUCGAAUGUUCUCCACGACUGCCUGGACACCAUAGAAUCGUUGCUACUGGAUCCGCGACCAAAUAUCACGCGGGAAAUCAUCCGAUGCCGUCCGUCGAGCCCUCACUCCAUGCCUAAACUUCAACCUCCAAGGCCCCAGCUUGUCUCUUCCUCUUCGGCUCUUACCUCUGAUCGGUCUAUGGCAUUCACUACUUCUCCAACUCAGACCUCAGAGAAAUCGCAACAUUCUCAACUAGAGGAACUCCGUGACGAUGUUGCGAUGCUUAGCGUUCAAUUGAAUCAGAGACGCAACGAAGCUUUCCAGAUCUACGGCCUACUUUCCCAAGAACGAGAAAAGCUAGCGAGUAAGAUUUCGGAGCUGGAAACUGAAAUCCGUGAAUUACGAACUGACAUGAUUGAGGAUCUGGCUGAGCGGGAAGCGCUCCAGGGAACAGUCUCUGGGUUGGAAUCUUGGAUUAGUGGGUGGCAGGCGCAACGCGACUUAGCGAUUAUGAAGCAACCAACGAAGCCCCCCCGACAAGGUGGGCGAACAUGGUGGGCUAAAAAUAAAACGAAUCAGCCUCAUGAGACCAAAACCGAUGCUUUACUUGAAGGCAUAACGGCGUGGAUGCGAGGAUGGAGAGAUGUCGAGGAAGGAUUUCGGAACCGAGAGGGUAAUCGCCAGCUGAAAAGAAAUGAAAGAUGGAGGAGCCGAACGACGGCCGGUGUAAUGUAA